AUGCCCAAUGCAGGAGAGUUGAACGAUUUAGAGACCUACUCUGAGAUGUGGAUGGGUACAUAUCCUACUGUACCAUCGCGGGUUCGUGCUACAGGCGAGUCCCUCUUGGAGCAUCUCAAGAAGAACCCCGAUCUCGUUGGGGAGUCGGUCUGCAGUAGAUAUGGCCCCGACAUCCCUUUUCUUCCGAAGAUUUUAUCUUUUGCGAAAGCACUUCCGCUUCAAAUCCAUCCAGACAAAAAGUUAGCCGAGCAGUUGCACGAGAAGAAUCCGGAGAAAUUCGGCGACACCAAUCACAAGCCCGAGAUAGCGAUUGCAUUGUCUCGCUUUGAAGCAUUUGUUGGAUUCAAACGCCUCGGUGAAAUCGCCGAGCUGAUGCGCUUGAAACCAUUAGAGGCAUUCGUGCCGGAGCACAAGAAUUUUGACGACGAAGUUUUACGGCAGCUUUGCACGAAGUUGCUAAGUCUGCCCCCGGAAACCGUAUCAAAGACGGUCACAGAGCUACAAAAUAGCCCUCUGUCGGAUUUUGGAAACGAUUAUCGUAUUCCAUCUCUCCUUCGUCGGCUUGACGAGCAAUAUUCCAAAUCGGACAAUGGGAUUCUGGUCGCUACAAUUUUGAUGAACUACAUGAUCUUGGAGCCCGGGGAGGCUUUGUGCGUCCCAGCUGACAGCAUCCAUGCAUACCUAUCUGGAGACAUCAUGGAAUGCAUGGCGCGAUCUGACAAUGUCUUGAACACAGGCUUCUGCCCACGCCCUGAUCGUGAUGAUGUUGAGCUGUUUGCACAAGCUCUUACAUUCAGACCACAUAGCCCGGAAGAAUCUAUACUUCUGAAGAAAACAAGUCAAAUUGGAUUGAAAGGGCGGUCCACUGAAUAUGCGCCUCCAUUCAGCGAGUUCAAUGUUCUGGGUGUCAAUUUAUCUCCCCAGGAAGCUGAAGCUCAUCGGAUAAUUGAAAGUCCCAGUAUCGUGGUUGUAACUCAAGGUUCAGGGACAAUGAAUGUGGGUGAUGGAUCAGUUCACCACAUCAAGGAAGGAAAUGUCUACUUUGCUGCAAGAGACGCAGAGUUGAAGUUCUCGACAGAUAAGGGUUUGACAUUGUAUCGAGCAUAUGCCACCUUCUAA
Penicillium atrosanguineum is the source of this 1119-nucleotide messenger RNA. RefSeq lists its product as uncharacterized. The record is from RefSeq and is a predicted model, not a curated record. The coding region runs from base 1 to 1119 and encodes 372 amino acids. Gene Ontology annotation, molecular function: zinc ion binding; mannose-6-phosphate isomerase activity. Gene Ontology annotation, biological process: GDP-mannose biosynthetic process; carbohydrate metabolic process. The transcript has 3 exons. Lineage: Eukaryota; Fungi; Ascomycota; Eurotiomycetes; Eurotiales; Aspergillaceae. Gene Ontology annotation, cellular component: cytosol.